UUUUCAACACUGGCUUCUUGACGUUUUGUUAUUACAUAAAAUUUGUGUGCAGAUUAUUGGAUUUGCACUUAAAUAUUUAGUUUAAUCGAGCGUAUGGCAGCAUUAAUUCGGAAUCUGAGUGCCAGAAUUGCUACGGCCGCUUUGUCGGCCAGGCAUGUGGUACCCGCUGGAACAGCUGCUCUGCGAUUGGCAAGCACGGCGGCCGUUGAUGCCAAAGCACCAGAGAAACCUACUGUGCGCAAACCAGACGCUGCAGCUCGUACCAGUCUAUCGGAUUUUGGUCGCUAUGUAGCCGAGUGUAUGCCAAAGUACGUGCAAAAGGUUCAACUGACCGCUGGGGAUGAACUGGAGGUGCUGAUUGCACCGGAGGGUGUUGUGCCCGUGCUGCAGUUCCUGAAGGAUCAUCAUCAGGCGCAGUUUACCAAUUUGAUAGAUAUUGCCGGCAUGGAUGUUCCGUGUCGCAAAUAUCGAUUUGAGGUUAUUUAUAAUUUGUUGUCGCUGCGCUUCAACGCCCGUAUUCGCGUCAAGACAUACACGGAUGAGCUGACUCCUCUGGAUUCAGCUUGUGAAGUGCACAAGGCGGCCAACUGGUAUGAGCGUGAGAUUUGGGACAUGUAUGGUGUCUUCUUUGCCAAUCAUCCGGAUCUGCGUCGCAUCCUAACCGAUUACGGCUUCGAGGGACAUCCACAACGUCGUGACUUCCCGUUGUCCGGUUAUGUUGAGCUGCGCUAUGACGAUGAGAAAAAGCGUGUUGUCUGUGAGCCUUUGGAGUUGGCACAAGAGUUCCGCAAAUUCGAUUUGUCGGCACCGUGGGAACAGUUCCCCAACUUCCGGAAUGCUAAUCCUCCAUCGGAGGCACUUGAUGCUCCCGCAGAAAAGAAGAAAUAAAUGCUCGGCGACAAAUGCUACAGUUUGUGAAAUGGUAAUUAGUUAAAAAGUAUCAAUAAAAACGAUAUGUAGAGCUUGUAAAAUUAAAAA
Messenger RNA from Drosophila innubila, 978 nucleotides. RefSeq names its product NADH dehydrogenase [ubiquinone] iron-sulfur protein 3, mitochondrial (gene ND-30). The coding region runs from base 94 to 888 and encodes 264 amino acids. Gene Ontology annotation, molecular function: NADH dehydrogenase (ubiquinone) activity. Lineage: Eukaryota; Metazoa; Arthropoda; Insecta; Diptera; Drosophilidae. The record is from RefSeq and is a predicted model, not a curated record. The transcript is spliced from 3 exons.